This is a messenger RNA of Ipomoea nil (Japanese morning glory), 7314 nucleotides long. RefSeq lists its product as uncharacterized. Gene Ontology annotation, biological process: lipid biosynthetic process; response to oxidative stress. Bases 235 to 7110 code for a protein of 2291 amino acids. The record is from RefSeq and is a predicted model, not a curated record. Gene Ontology annotation, molecular function: phosphopantetheine binding; catalase activity; heme binding. NCBI's taxonomy places the organism in Eukaryota, Viridiplantae, Streptophyta, Magnoliopsida, Solanales, Convolvulaceae. The transcript is spliced from 9 exons.
UUAUUUGUUGUCUUUAAUCUCAUCUCUUACUCCAAGAGUUUCUCAGAUUUUCAGGAAUUAAUCCGUUUCCUGAGGUUCAGGAUCGAAUCAUACUGCUAAUUUAGAACCAAACAUUAUAUUGUAGCUUCAGACGGGGAGUACUAAGCUCAUACAUCUUCGCAAAAUUUGUUAAUAACAACUCGCAAAUAACGCUACUAAAUCCAAGAUAGAGAUUCUGUCUCCAUUUGCAAGGAAAUGGAGAUGGAGUCAGGAGUAGAUGUAGAUGAUCUUUUCUUAAAACUGCACCCAUGCAUGCCAACAACCACCAGGAUCGGCAUAGUGGGUGCAGGCCCAAGUGGACUUUCUGCUGCUUAUGCACUCAUUAAGCUUGGUUACUCUAAUGUCGCUGUUUUGGAGAAGCAUCAUUCUGCAGGAGGCAUGUGUGAGUCCAUUGACAUUCAAGGUAGAACAUAUGAUUUGGGAGGUCAAGUUCUUGCUGCAAACAGUGCUCCCACCAUCUUUCACCUGGCAAAAGAAGUUGGGGCUGAAAUAGAGGAAAUGGACACCCAUAAACUUGCUCUUGUUGACUCAGAUUGGGCAUAUACUGAUAUGAGAGUUGCAGAAGACUAUAUAUCUGUUAUUCCAAUAACUUUGAAGCUCCAGGAUGAGGUGAAGGCGACGAACAGAAUUGGAGUAUAUUCUGUGAGUGAGAUAGCCUCAGAUGUUACUCCAGAGUUUCUUAAGGAUAAGGGGUUGAAAUCUGUUCCAAAAUCAGUGGCUUAUGGAUACACAGCUUCUGGAUAUGGGUUCAUUCAGGAUAUGCCUUAUGCUUACAUCCAUGAAUUCAUCAGAACCUCAAUGGCAGGAAAGAUCCGCCGUUUUAAAGGAGGUUAUACGAGUGUUUGGAAGAAGCUAAGCGAAGCCAUGCCAAUAAAGUUUGAGUGCAAUACUGAAGUGCUAUCGAUCAAGCGCAACUCCUCUGGUGUCUGUGUUGAUGUCAGGCAUAGGAAUGGUGCUUUGCAGGCCAUGGAGUUUGAUAAAAUCAUAAUCUCGGGUGCUUUUCCCUUUCACAAUGGGAGAACUUAUAGAUCACCUUCCCAAAAAACAGCAGGAUUGUUUUGUGACAAAAUGGAUAUGAGCACACUGGAAAAGGAUCUGUUCAGCAAAGUACAAACAAUUGAAUACUAUACAUCUGUGUUGGAGAUAGAUGGAUUGGAGCACUUACCAAUGGGCUUCUACUACUUUGAGAACUUCAUGGAAGAUCCAGCAGCAAUUGGGAAUCCUGUUGCAAUGCAGAAAUUUUACACAGACACCAAUGUUUUCUUGUUCUGGUCUUAUGGAAAUUCUAUCGACAUUUUAGGAUCAGAGGUAAUGGAGCUUGCGAAAAAGGCUGUCAUAAAAAUGGGUGGUCAAGUCAAGAAGGUUAUUUUACAGAGACACUUCAAAUACUUCCCUCAUGUCAACUGUCAAGAUAUGAAAGAUGGAUUUUACGAAAAGCUGGAGACUCAACUGCAAGGCCAGCUUAACACAUACUAUGUUGGCGGGCUUAUGGCGUUUGAGUUGACAGAGAGAAAUGCAUCGUAUUCCAUGGCUCUAAUUCGCAAGCAUUUUGCAAAUGACUUGGUUGUUCCAACUUUCCCAUAUGUUAAGAGACUAUUUCCAUUGAAGUCGAGUUCUGAAGGCUUAGCUUUCAAGCAACUAGACGAAAUCCCUGGGGUGAAAUUUCCCGAGCUUUCUUCACUUGACAGCUAUUUGAGGCACUGGGGAACGCUCGGUGUUACAGAAAACAAGACCCUUUAUACUUGGCUCAAUGAGAAAGGAGAUGUGUUGGAUAGAAGGACUUACAAGGAGGUUCAUACAAAUGCGUUUACUAUUGCUCAGAAGCUCUUAACUUCUCAGAAACCAGCCAUUAAGCCUGGCGAUAAGGUCCUCCUGAUCUAUGUCCCUGGACUUGACUUCGUAGAUGCCUUUUUCGGGUGCCUGAGAGCAAGAGUCAUCCCGAUACCCACCAUUCCUCCCGAUCCAACACAACGAGGCGGUGGACAAGCACUUCUCCACAUUGCUAACAUCGCUAAAGUAUGCAAUCCGGUUGCUAUACUAUCCACCUUCAGCUACCAUGUAACUGUUCGUAUCAUGUCAGCGAAAAAUAUGUUAUUUGGUAAAAGCAAAGAUAAGUCCUCAAAUUCCUGGCCGGAUCUUCCAUGGCUACAUACUGACUCCUGGGUGAAGAAACCCAAACUUUUCAAGAAACCCAAAGAUGAACAAGGUCAGCCACUCUCAGAGGACUUAUGUUUUCUUCAGUUCACAUCAGGCUCAACGACUGAUCCUAAAGGAGUAAUGAUCACGCAUGGAGGUGUUAUCCACAAUGUAAAGUUGAUGAGGAAAAGAUACAAGAGCACAUCGAGGACUAUUCUAGUCAGCUGGCUCCCUCAAUACCACGAUAUGGGACUGAUCGGGGGACUUCUUACUAUUCUAGUGAGUGGUGGCUCUGGAAUACUAUUCUCUCCGGUAACUUUCAUGAAGAACCCUUUGUUAUGGCUGCAGACAAUGAGUAAAUGGCGUGCUACUCAUAGUGCUGCCCCCAAUUUCGCCUUUGAGCUUCUCGUGCGAAGAUUAGAGUCUAGCAAGGAGGAGAAUUUCGAUUUAUCCUCGAUGCAUUUCCUCAUGAGUGCUGCUGAACCAAUAAGGCAAACUACUCUUAAAAGGUUUGUUGAGUUGACUCAAAGUUUUGGACUCUCCCGAGAAGUAAUGGCACCGGGUUAUGGCUUGGCGGAGAAUUGUGUGUUUGUAAGCUGUGCCUAUGGAGAAGGGUUACCGGUUUUUGUUGAUUGGCAAGGGAGGGUUUGUUGUGGGUAUAUAAAACAACCAAAUACUGAUGGUGUUGACAUCAAAAUUAUUUCUCCUGAAACCGGUAAGGAGAAUGAUGAUCCUGGAAAAGAAGGAGAAAUCUGGAUCAGUAGCUUGAGUGCAGGAAUUGGAUAUUGGGGCUUGGAAGAAUUGAGCCAAAAGACAUUUGAAAAUGAUAUUCUUAGCACUCCGGGCAAAAGGUACAUCAGAACUGGAGAUUUGGGUAGAAUCAUUGAUAGCAAAUUAUUCAUAACCGGGAGGACAAAAGAUCUAAUAAUAGUUGCAGGGAAAAAUAUAUACACCUCUGAUAUCGAGAAAACAGUCGAGAGUUCAUCUGAACUUGUGCGCCCUGGCUGCUGUGCUGUGGUUGGAAUUCCCGAGGAUGUUUUGGUUUCGAAAGGGAUAUUGACUCAACGAGCUUCGGAUGAACUUGGAUUGGUUGUGAUUGCUGAAGUUCGAGAUGGAAAGCCUCUCCCGUAUGAUGUUAUGGAUCAUAUUUGUACUCGUGUUGCAGAAGAGCACGGUGUUCCUAUUGCUUCCAUUGUGGCUAUCAAACCAAGAUCCAUCAGUAAAACUACAUCGGGGAAAAUCAAACGAUACGAGUGUGCCAAAAGGUUCAUCAGUGGGACGUUAGACGUAAUAGAAGAGCAAAUGAAUGGAGAAAGAUCAUUGCCUAGAAACGAUGGAAUCAUAGUUCCAGCAAAUGGCAAAAUCAGCAAGACAGACAUUGUAAAUUUUUUGAAAGAUCUGCUCUCUCAACAGACUGGAAUUCCCGUUUCCAAGAUCUCCACUGGUGAAACUCUGGUGUCUUAUGGUGUCAACUCAAUUGGCGUGGUCCGGGCAGCUCAAAAGAUUUCAUCUUUUUUCGGAAUCAACAUUGGGGCAAUCGAUAUCUUUUCUGCAACCUGCAUCGACGACCUGGCUGAUUUCGUAGAAAGUCUCUUGGAGAAGAAUCAUCCUAUGCUCACCAAUUCAAGUGAAACAAAGAUAAGUUCAUCUGGAAUCCCUUCUGUCGUUUCAACAUUCGAUAAGAUCACCAUUUGGUUAAUUCACCUCGUGGCCCUCGCUUAUGUUUCUCUCUUGCUGAUAAUUCCUGCUUAUAUAUCAGUCUCUAUGUUUAAACCACUGAUCUUGGCAAACCAAUCACCUUGGUUUUUCUACUUCAUUUCCCUUGCAUGUGCGCCUUUUUCUUGGAUGCUAUGCAUCUUCUUAACGUGUAUUUGCACAAGGCUUCUAGGCAAUGCACUUCUUCAGCCAAACUAUGUGCUCAACCCCGAGAUCUCUGUGUGGUCAGUUGAGUUCGUAAAGUGGUGGGCACUUUAUAAGGCUCAAGAGAUAUCCUCGAAAGUUCUUGCAGUGCAUCUGAGAGGAACGGUUUUCCUCAAUUACUGGUUUAAGAUUCUGGGAGCCAAAAUCGCUUCUUCUGCUCUUAUUGACACAGUCGACAUAACUGACCCGUUGUUAGUUUCAAUCGAUGAAGAAAGUGUGAUCAGUGAAGGAGCAUUGAUUCAAAGCCACGAGGUUAAAAACGGGGUCUUGAGCUUUAGUGUUGUAAGGAUUGGCAAAAGAUCAUCGAUUGGUCCUUAUGCUGUACUUCAGAAAGGGAGCAUAGUUGGAGAUGGAGCUGAAGUUCUUGCCCAGAAUAAAAAAGCUGCAGCUAAAAUUUCGAAGCCACUAAAUGGCCACAAGGGAAAAGUAACUCGACGGAUCAGGAAGAGAAAUCAUGGAAACCAUAACUCCGUAUUUCAACUCUUUGGGAUCUACAUGAUUGGUUACCUUAACAGUUUAUCAGCAGCUAUUGCUUAUCUCGUCUGGAUUUGGUUACUGCAAAAACCUCCUUCCCUUCAUCAUUUUUUGUUCAUUUGCAUUGCCGGAGCUUUUCAUUGGUUUCCAUACAUUAUCAUCACUUUCACAGCCAUGUUCACCAGUUUGCCAGUAAGCACACUAAGCUUUGCUGGGAUGGUGGCUGCAGGUUACACUGCUCAUGGUCUCAUCUUGAGCGUCUUCACGUUUAUGUUAAACCAUUUUGUUUCUCGAAAAGGAGACACAGACAAAAUGACUCGAGAAAAAUGGAUUCUCCAUCGAAUGAAUGUUGCAUGUCACAUAAGGUUUGCUAAACUUCUUUCAGGAACAGAACUGUUCUGUGUUUAUUUACAUUGGAUGGGUGCGAAAAUUGGGCAGCAUUGUUCGAUAAGAGCCAUUAACCCUGUCGUGGAACCAGGUCUGGUUUCAGUUGCAGAUGGGGUGCAUCUUGGAGAUUUUAGCAGAAUUGUGCCCGGGUAUCACACCACAGGUGGGUAUAUCUCUGGGAGAAUUGACAUUCGAGAAAACUCGGUUAUAGGAAGUCAGGGCUUGAUCCUCCCCGGUUCUUUCAUCGAGAAAGAUGUUAUUCUCGGGGCACUCUCUGUUGCUCCACUGAAUUCUGUUCUCGAGUGUUGUGGAACUUUUGUUGGCUCUGAAAAUCUGGUUAUGGUGAGAAACCAGACGCUCCCCUUGGAUGACAGGAUCGAAGAGAUGGACCCCAAGUACAAGAAGGUUCUUGGUAGCCUUGCAGCGAACUUGGCAGCCUCGACCCUUAAGCUGAAAUCGAGGUACUUCCAUCGAAUUGGUGCUGCAGGCAAGGGAUCCUUAAGGCUCUACAACGUCUUGCCCGGUUUGCCAGAUCACAAGAUUUUCGGUCCGGGUGCUACCUAUCCUGUCAUUAUCCGGCACAGCAAUUGCUUGAGUUCUGAUGACGAUGCAAGGCUCGAUCCCCGUGGUGCAGCAAUAAGGAUCCUACCACACGAGAGAACUACUACUACUACUACUACUCCACUACUUGAUCUGACACUGAAGACGGGGAAGGCUUUUCAUGCCCGUACUAUAGGCGACUUUGCUACAUGGCUCGUUUGUGGAGCGGCUGCUCGAGAAGAGCACGUGAAGCAUGCUCCACACAUUCGUGAUGCGAUGUGGGGAUCACUGAGAAGACCGAAUUCCUACACCGAGCUGCAUUAUUACUCGAAUAUUUGCAGGCUUUUCAGGUUUAAAGAUGGGCAGGAAAUGUAUGUUAGGUUCAAGUUAAGGCCUUUUGAUGAGAAGAUUGGUGAGGAAUAUGGGGAGGUAGAGCCUAGAGGUAUACUUCCUCCAGAAACCGGUGCUAUUCCAAGAGACGAGAAUGACAAACGCCCACUGCUUUUCCUAGCUGAAGAUUUCAAAUUUCGCGUGAGUUCUCCAGACAAGGUCCGUUAUGUUCUUCAGCUGCAAAUCCAACCAAUUCCAGACGAUGAAAGGGUACGCGAGACUCUACUAGAUUGUACAAAGCCAUGGGAUGAGAAAGAAGUUCCAUACAUUGAGGUUGGGGAGAUAACUAUAGAUCAAGUCCUCACAGAAAAAGAAUCAGAAGAGCUCGAGUUUAAUCCAUUCUUCAGGUGUAAUGAAAUAGAUGUCAUCAGAGCUACUUCGUGCAACCAGAGUGCAUCAAUCGAUCAUGGGCGUUCACUGGUUUACGAAAUAUGCCAAUAUCUGAGGAACAGAAAGCCUCUCCCAGAGGCAUGGAGGAUCUUCUUAGAUCAAUCGGACGUAAAACUUGACCUCUCAGGCUGCCCUUUGGCAGCAAAACUCGAGAAUAAGGAUAUGCCUAAGGCAACACUGGCAAGACAAUGGUACGUGACGUUAUGGCUAAUGUCAGGGCAACCGUUUCUCCAAAUCGUUCUUCCAUACUUCCUCCUUGGGUUAGUGAUCUACGCCCCGCUUAACUGCCUAUUCUACACUCAUGAGAUGACACAGAUACAGAAACAGUGGCUACUCCCUCUAUGGUGGGGCGGGUCGGGAAUCUUAGCAGGGCUUGUAUGUGCUCUGAGCAAAUGGGUACUGGUCGGAAAGAAGUACAAAGGGAAGACUGAGCCAAUCUGGAGCAGAGGAAUCUUCAUGGACACCAUAUGGCAAGCCAUAAGGACAGUGACGGGAGAAUACUUCAUGGAAACAGCGACCGGGACUUUUCUGAUGGGGAUUUGGAUGAGAUUGAUGGGCUCAGAAGUGGCUCGGGAUGGAGUAUAUAUUGACAGCAUGGGAGCUACUUUGAAUCCCGACAUGGUGAGAAUUGAAGAGUAUGGAAGUGUGGGAAGGGAAGCUUUGCUUUUUGGCCACAUAUAUGAAGGUGGAGGGGAAGUGAAGUAUGGGAGGAUUAGUGUUAAGAAUGGAGGAUUUGUGGGCAGUAGAGCUGUGGCAAUGCCUGGAGCAACCAUAGAUAGUGGAGGUAGCCUUGGAGCACUGUCACUAGCCAUGAAGGAAGAGAUUAUCAAAUAAAUAAUAAGAGAAGAAUUUUACGAUGUCCCGUGCUUAGGAGGAGAGUACAACUUUGUUAAACACAAAGUGCACUUCAAAAGAGUCUCCAUUGCAUUAUGGACAGCCUUGUAGUCUUGGCAGAAAGUUGAAACUUCUGACAUCAGUGUUAAUAUUGCAUGUAUGGAAGCUAUGUACUAUGAAAUAAAGUUCUAAUCUUAUGAAUCA